AUGCUCAACCUCCAGUACCGAAUGCACGCUGCUCUUGCGGCCUUCCCCAGCUCAGCAUUCUACGGCGGAAAACUGCUGAAUGGGGUCACGGAAGGUGCGCAUCCCUCAUCUUUACGAUUAAAGGCGCAUCCCAGCGCACCAGCCUAUUGGACAUGGCCAGCCGGACCCCAGAUGCCCUGCGUGCAUCCCGAGGUCAAGGGCGAGAACGGGUCGGCAGCAAACCCGGGAGAGGCCGAACUCGUGACGGGUCUGGUGAAGAUGCUGCUGCUGCAGCAUCGUGCGAGCGAUUUCGGCAUUAUCACCGCAUACGACGCGCAGCGCAGGCUGCUGCGCAAGAACCUCGGGCUUGAACGCGCCUUUGAUGGGGUCGAAGUACAAAACGUGGACGCCUUUCAGGCAAGGGAAAAGGACUUCAUCCUGAUUUCCGCCGUCCGCUCAAAUGCUCAGCACCAGCUGGGGUUCCUCAAUGAUGCGCGCCGACUGAACGUGGCCAUCACCCGUGCGAAGCGAGGCCUCAUUAUCUUCGGCGCCGGCCAUCUGCUGAGCACGGAUCCGGUGUGGGCCAAACUUCUGAUGUACUACGAGGUAGCUAUAUCUGGAGCCUUUGUCCCUCGGGGCGCAGAACUGGGUGAGGAGCUGCGUGAUCGUCGACGCCCAGCGACAUUCGCCCUAAGCCGCCAGCAACACGCGAAGCCAACUCCGGACCCCGGCCAACUCCACCAGCUCAUCCUCCCUUGGUUUCUACAUGGAUCCGAUGAUAAUUCUAGG
Messenger RNA from Mesorhabditis spiculigera, 768 nucleotides. Lineage: Eukaryota; Metazoa; Nematoda; Chromadorea; Rhabditida; Rhabditidae. The record is from the annotation of a GenBank genome assembly.